UGAGUCGACCCUCCUCCUUGAAGAAACAAAUCAUCAUUGAUGUUAAUUUUGAUUGAGUAUUAUUGAGCUUUUUUUUGUGAACAUAAGAAGUGAGAAUUUGCCAAAGAAGAAGAAGAAGAAACAUGGUGGAAGGUUAGAGAGUGAGAGAGUGUGAAGCAUGGAAGUGGGUAUGCUUCCAAUCUCAGCUUCAAAGAGAGGAAAACUCUUGGCUGCUGGUUACACCACUCUCGAUGCCAUUGCUCGUGCCUCCCCCACCCACCUUGCUCGAGAUAUUGAUGUUUCUGAGAGUGAAGCCACGGAAAUUCUGAAUCUUGCAAGCAAACCUAGUGCUUUGGAGAGACCGAAUGGGUCUCACACUGCUGUUGUUGGUGGUGGUCAGACUGCCUGGGAUAUGCUCAAUGAUGAAAAGUUUUCUUCUUACAUUACCACAUCUUGUGCAGAUCUGGAUAACAUCCUUGGUGGAGGAAUUAAGUGCAAAGAAGUCACUGAAAUAGGUGGAGUUCCAGGCAUUGGUAAAACACAAAUUGGGAUUCAACUUGCGGUAAAUGUUCAGAUUCCACAAGAAUAUGGUGGCCUAGGUGGGAAGGCAAUAUACAUCGACACAGAAGGAAGCUUUAUGGUUGAACGUGUUCUACAAAUUGCUGAAGCAUGCAUAGAAGAUAUGGCAGAAUACAGCCGGCACUUUCAUAAGGAUUUUCAAGCUUGUGAUGUUAAAAUGCACCCUAAUAAUAUCUUAGAAAAUAUAUUCUAUUUUCGUGUUUGCAGCUACACUGAGCAAAUUGCUUUGAUAAAUUACUUGGACAAAUUCAUCACAGAGAAUAAAGAUGUAAAGAUCCUCAUUGUUGACAGUGUUACUUUCCACUUCCGCCAAGACUUUGAUGAUAUGGCUCUCAGAACUCGAUUACUCAGUGAAAUGGCUUUGAAGUUGAUGAAGCUUGCAAAAAAAUUCCGUUUGGCUGUUGUUAUGUUCAAUCAAGUAACAACCAAGCAUAUUGAAGGUUCAUUUCAAUUGACCCUUGCACUAGGAGAUAGUUGGUCGCAUUCAUGCACAAAUAGGAUAAUCUUGUUUUGGAAUGGCAACGAACGACACGCAUUUAUCGACAAGUCCCCUUCUCUGAAAUCAGCAUCAGCUCCAUAUUCUGUGACAACUAGAGGGAUACGCAAUUCUACUUCAAGCUGCAAACGAAUCAAGAUGAUGUGAGAUUUUGAGUAGGAAGAUAGUCUAUAACUCAGCCUUACCUCACCAUUUUUGCUUAUUUCUUUAUCAAAUUUAUGGACAUAACAAGAUUAUACCACAUGCUUCCUUUUUUGGCUUUCCUACAAUCCUUGCUUUGUGUAGCCUCAAAGUACAGUGAGUUUUGGUUUGGUUUAUAUAUAAAGCUCAUCUUAAUUGAGUUUGUCUUAAAGUGAACACAUAUAAGGGGGUAUUCACCCUUAAAGUACAUACAUAUUAGAGAUGUACUUACUCUAAAGUUUUUCCUUGGAUUUA
This is a messenger RNA of Glycine soja, 1489 nucleotides long. RefSeq names its product DNA repair protein RAD51 homolog 3. Bases 158 to 1201 code for a protein of 347 amino acids. Gene Ontology annotation, cellular component: replication fork; Rad51B-Rad51C-Rad51D-XRCC2 complex; Rad51C-XRCC3 complex. Gene Ontology annotation, molecular function: four-way junction DNA binding; crossover junction DNA endonuclease activity; ATP-dependent DNA damage sensor activity. Gene Ontology annotation, biological process: reciprocal meiotic recombination; DNA repair; meiotic DNA recombinase assembly. The record is from RefSeq and is a predicted model, not a curated record. The transcript is spliced from 9 exons. NCBI's taxonomy places the organism in Eukaryota, Viridiplantae, Streptophyta, Magnoliopsida, Fabales, Fabaceae.